AUGAAUACUUCCUCCAACCAAUCCCUAAGCGGCCACCUCGCCAUUGUAACCGGGGCCGGCAAGUCCAAUGGCCUAGGGUUCGCCAUUGCCUCCGCCCUAGCCGACCAGGGAGCAGAUAUCGUCCUCCACUACAACACCAGCCACUCCACCGCCGCCCAAAACGUAGCAUCCCUGCAGGCACGAGGCGUCCAGGCCAUCGCCGUUCAAGCCGAUGCAGCCAGCACCACCUUUGGCACCGACCUUGUCUCCGCCACCCAGACAACCUUCCCCAACCGCACCAUCGACAUCCUCAUCAACAACGCCGGCCGCGCCAGCUUCAGUCCCACCCUCGACACCACCCCUAUCUCCGACUUCGACGCCCUCUUCCACACCAACGUCCGAGGCCCCUUCCUCCUCCUCCAAGCCGCCCUCCCCUAUCUCCGCACCCCCGGAGCCCGAAUCAUCAACAUCGGCACCGUAGUCGCGCAAAUCGGAACCAAAUGGGCGAACCUCUACUCCGGGUCCAAAUCGGCCCUAACCACAAUGACCCUGGGUUGGGCGGAGGCGUUAGGACCCCGGGGUAUCACCGCUAAUGUGGUCUCCCCGGGACCGAUCCAUACGGACAUGGUUCCUGAUGAGGAACAUGAGUUGACGCAACGGUUCCGGAGUGAGCAGGCGAUUAAGCGGAAUGGAACUGUGGAGGAGGUGGCUGCCGCGGUGGGGUUUUUGGUGAGCCCGGGGAGUUCGUUUGUUACGGGGCAGGUUUUGGCGGUGGAUGGGGGGAUUUCUCAUCUUUAG
Messenger RNA from Aspergillus sclerotioniger CBS 115572, 777 nucleotides. Its product is annotated as SDR family NAD(P)-dependent oxidoreductase. NCBI's taxonomy places the organism in Eukaryota, Fungi, Ascomycota, Eurotiomycetes, Eurotiales, Aspergillaceae. The record is from RefSeq and is a predicted model, not a curated record. The coding region runs from base 1 to 777 and encodes 258 amino acids. The transcript is spliced from 2 exons.